Molecule: messenger RNA, 2351 nt
Organism: Siniperca chuatsi (mandarin fish)
Lineage: Eukaryota; Metazoa; Chordata; Actinopteri; Centrarchiformes; Sinipercidae
Gene: card9
Product: caspase recruitment domain family, member 9
Exons: 14
Coding region: 175-1797 (540 amino acids)
Biological process (GO): positive regulation of canonical NF-kappaB signal transduction; regulation of apoptotic process
Source: RefSeq, a predicted model, not a curated record
AACGAAUUUCACUGACGAGAAAACAGAAGAAUAACUGACAGACGGAUGAUUUUAACUCAGACCUUUGAUUCAGAAACAUGUGAUCAGAUGAUGUAAUAACAUAAAGCAGCUCCAUUUUCACCAGCUGCAACAAUCAAACACCGCGCACAGUACUCGGUGUGUGUACUCAGAGUGAUGGAGGGAGUGUGUGAGGACGACCUCUGCUGGCUGCAGCUGGAUGAUUUCAGGAUGCUGCUCAUCAAAACCAUCGACCCUUCAAGAAUCACUCCGUACCUCCGCCAGUGCCAGGUGAUCAGUGCUGAGGAUGAGGAGCAGCUCUUCAACGACCCCGCCCUCGUCAUCAGGAGAAGAAAAGUCGGAGCCCUACUGGACAUCCUGCAGAGGACAGGGGUCAAAGGUUACACGGCCUUCCUGGAGAGUCUGGAGCUGGAUUAUCCUCAACUGUACAGCCGCAUCACCGGGAAGGAGCCCAACAAGACCUUCAGCAUCCUCAUCGACACAGCAGGUGAAUCUGGUCUGACUCAGUUCUUGAUGUCGGAGCUCAGCCGUCUGCAGAGGGCGCUGCAGGACGAGAGGAGGCGUCGCCAGCAGGCCCGCUCCGUCGCCAAGGAUCAGGAGGCGUGGUCUCGGCAGCAGCAGCUGAGGGACCACGAGCUGAGGAAGCUGACUGAGCGCAUGCAAAAGGUUCGGGAGGAGCGUGAGCGGCUGAGCGAGGAGGUGAAACAGCUCAGAGAUCACAACUACGGUCUGAUGGCCGACAUCAACAGUCUGAGCCAGGAAAAGAGCAACGCCCUGCUGGCCAACAGGGACCUGCAGAUAGAGGUGGAGCGUCUGAAACACACGGUGCUGCGAGCUGAAAGUCAGACUCGACUGCUGAGACGACGAACACUGAGACCGCUGCAGGAGAGCAGGAGUCUGGCUCUGCCCACAGACACCUUCUUCCACCCCAACAGACCGGAGGAGCAGAAAGAGGAAAAACACGAGGAGAAAAAAGAGGAGAAGCAGGAAGAGAAGAAGGAGGAGAAGCAGAAGGAGACGCAGCAGCAGCAGCAGCAGCAGAGUCCAGCUCCUCUUCAGAUGAACCUCCUCUCUACAGUGUUCAGACUGAGGAGAGACCUCCACAGAGCAGAGGAGCAGAGAGCCAGGAGUCUGGAGGAGAAGGAGGAGCUGGAGCUGCAGUGCACUCAGCUGAAGGGAGACGCCAGGAUUUACCGCCAACGAAACAAACAAACCCUCAGACAGCUGGAGGAGGUGAUCAGAGAGAGAGACAAGGCACUGUCGUCGCGGGGAGAGCAGCAGGAGGAGGCGCGGCAGCUCCUGCAGGAGAAGGAUCAGUACAGAGAACAGGUCAGACAGCUCACAGAGAAAUCGGAUAGGCUGGAGCUCCUCCUGCUGAGGUCACAGGGGGAGGAGCUCCAGCUGAGGACACGCCUCCGCAGAAUCACCUGCAACACUCACCAGUGUGAUAGGAGUGUGAGCAGUGAGGAAGAGGAGGAGCCCACAGAGAACGCUGAUAAAGGCAGCAGUGAGGAGGUCCGGAGUGGGACGUCGGGGGAGAAUGAGGAGGCGGCAGCGCUGCAGCAGCACAACAACUCUCCUGUAGGAGGAGCCGCAAAGUCUGAACAGAAGCCCAGCACUGCUGCAUCAUGGGAGACAGAUGACCUCCUGACCUCCAGAAGUCGACCAAACUUCUUCUACCGCAGGAAGCGAGCCGUCAGGUCGAAGCUCUGCUGUAAAGAGUACACAGCCGGUAACCUUGACGACAGCAGCGGCAGUGACAUCACCGACUCCGACUGACCUAUAGAGAGCCUCGACUCAGAGACGUUGGACUUUAAAACAUUUGGCUUUUUAUUCAGUUUGUUUCUCUUUGAUCUUUUAUGUACGUUUCACUUCACUUUAUUCAGCUGCUGACGGUGUGUUCAGGUGGAGGGCCGCAGCUUUGUCAUAAAACUGUAUUUAUAUAAACGUAGUUUGUAUUUUGUUCAUGUCUGUUUCCACAAGAAGAAAACGGAACGAAAAGUUACGAAUAAUAAAAAUAAAACAUCAGGAAUCACUGGUUUGAGAUACUUCUGAGAGAGUGAGUUCAACGUCUUAUCUCACUGAUUUACUUUGUGUAUCUGAUGAAGUCCGUCUUUAUCUUUUUAUGAAUAUUUAUUUUUUUCUGCAGUAAGAAAGUAAAAGAGGUUUUAUAUACAGUAUGAUGAUCUGAAGUUCUUCUAGUUAUGAUUAAACCUGAACAUCAUCUCUCAAACUGUGUGUUCUCAGGUUCUACAAUAUUUCUGUUGGUUUGAAAUAUUUCUUGUAAAUUGCAUCACAGUCUCAUAAUUUUGACUAAAAAAGUCCAAAUAUUA